UCGGAGCGGUGCGACGAGCAUGGCGUCCGGCGGCGUCGCGCGACGGUGCCUUGUGCUGGCGGCUUUGUCCUGUUGCAGCCUGGGCGCUGCCUUAGCGCUCGUCGUGUUCGGAAACGGGGCCACGUGGGAACGCGAGCUGCCGGUGUGCACCUCGGAGCGCUCGGCCUGCAGCCUGGUCCAUCGGCGUUACUGGCAGAGCCCGCUCGAGAUCCGGCUCUGCCGCUGCCCGCGCAAGGAGCCCUGUCCCGAGGGUUUCGACACAGCGACCAAUGAAUCGGCGUUCAACGUCACCGCCAGGACUCAACUUAAGAUGUGUUCCGGCUGGCAAGCUCCCCCUUGUAACGCCAGCCAGGUAUCACUGGUAGCAAAGACCAUCAGAAAGAUAACACGUGUUGCCCACGACGAAAACGGCAAGCAAACGCACGCAGAGGUGAUGUGCCGCUGCUCUGGACAGAAUUCGGACGUCUAUUACCGUCGGGCCCAUGGAAAUAACACGGCGGAUUUGACCUACUACGAACAGCGCCAGUACUUCACCUGUGAAUCGAUUGAUGAUUUACUGAUCACUUCUACGCCAAUGAAGCUAAAAUCUGGUGGUGCUCCACACUGCUAGUAACUCAUCUGAUUCAGCAGUUCAAAAUUCCCAGAACGGUCAGCUACCUGGCAACAAGCCAUACCAGCUGCACGACUGUCAGUCGCCACACAGGCGUGCACGCAUACACCACAGCUGCCUCACACACUACCUAACACCACUGACUCCCGCAUUCUCCUGUGCACUCAGCACAUUGCUUGAAUGUCGUGAAAUGAAACAAGAACAGCUGAGCGCCUGGCUUGUGGUAUGUGAAGGAAGGAUGGUUCAGUACGUGCUGCACCAUCUAAUCACAGCCAGGAUAAACAGCUGCAAGCACAGUCAACACAUUUUUUUUUCCGAUCUGGGACCGUCUUUUAUAAUGAUCCAUUAAAUUUUCCUUUCUUCCCUUCAUCGACUCAGACAGUCACACAGCCAUAUCAGUCGGGAUCACGCACUCUGCGCAAAAAGUGAUAAGAAUGGAAAAUUAAAUGCGUCUUACAUAAUAUAACCUCUGCCCUUGCUUUAGGUUGUCACUCAACUUAUCAGAGUUUCGUGAACAUGUCAGCGUUGCGCUCCAAGGCUCUGCUUUCGUAUACAAUGAUCGUUGCUGCACGCAAGCAGAGGUCGAGUACUGCAAGCUUCUCUCUGUAUUCUAUUGCUUUUUAAAGCAACAGCUUCCUUUGGCUGUUAAUAUAUUGAACCGAUAGCACUCCAUCUGCAACAGACACCUCGGCAUCGAACGCGGUCGCGUGAUGAAUGUUCAUUGCAACAAAGUUGCAGCCAGGAUACUAGGAAAAAGGGAGUUGCUACAGAGUUUCAACUGGUGUGCUGCGACUACGAGAUAUACUAUGUUGUGGUAUCAUUUGGCCUUAUUGCCACUUCAUCUGUCUGCUUAUGUGCCCAUAAGGUUUCAUUAUUUAUGGAUGGCAUGGGGUUAUGCAACAGGUCACACAAGAAAGCUGUUGCUGACAUUGAUAACCAUCUUCGAUUGUUUUUUUUUUUUUUUUGUGUG
Molecule: messenger RNA, 1580 nt
Organism: Dermacentor silvarum
Lineage: Eukaryota; Metazoa; Arthropoda; Arachnida; Ixodida; Ixodidae
Product: U-scoloptoxin(11)-Ssd3a
Exons: 4
Coding region: 20-610 (196 amino acids)
Source: RefSeq, a predicted model, not a curated record